AGCAUUUUUAUGAACAAACAUUGUUUUUUUGUUAAUAGCCCUUAUGCCUCCCUGAAAGGAUUGUGUUUGGAAAAAGAAAGAAGUUACUUGGGAGAGAGAGAACAUGAAAAAAAGGGAUUGUCACUCGCCGAAUAAAUACAACAAUCAUCACUAAUCAAACCACUCACCGUCACCGGUAUAAAAGGCGAAGUGCUAUUGAUCACAGUGGGAUAUUUCGCAUGGACUGCGCAUCAGCAACGUCGUAUGGCGUUAUAUGUUUAUAUUACUUACUAAGCGGAGUCGAAUAUGCCGUCAUUUUACCCACCUUGAAUUUAUAUCUCAAGGAUUUAAAUGCAAACCAAUCUUUUCUUGGUUUCGUGAUGGCCUCAUUUAGUCUCACUGGUCUUAUAUCUGCACCUAUAUACGGAAGGUUUACUGAUAGGACAGGAUCCACCAAAGCUGCUGUGUUGUUCAGUAAUCUAUUUGAAAUUGGAGGUAACUUUUUGUACUUUGUUGCAAAGUCUCCUUACAUGGUAUUGGGUAGCCGACUCAUUGCUGGUAUUGGAUCUGGAUCAGGCUCAUCAAUACUUGGUAUGAUAUCAAGAAACACAACAAAAGAACGCAGAACAGCUGUCUUUUCCCAAUUGAUGUCACUAAGACAACUUGGUCUUCUCAUUGGACCUGCAUUUAAUGUGUUUCUCAGAAAAUUUAAUUUUUAUAUCGGACCAUUUCAUGUGAACCAAUAUACUUCACCAGGGUUAUUCAUGGUUGUGCUUUGGGUUAUUCAUGAGAUUUUGGUGAUAUUUUUUUAUCGGGAAUUGAACUUCAGUAAACCAGAGAGUGAGUGUCAAACAACAACUGAUGAUGAAGCAUCCUUGGUAAAAGAUGUUGUUGUUAAUGCCAGGAGCAAUUCCUUUACCUCCUAUCAAUCUUGGAGGUUUGUGUGGAGAGAUUUAUUGAAAGAAGAAGUUGUUGUUUGUUUGGCAAUCACAUUCACUGUCAUGUUCACACAAACUGGCAUUGAAACCUUGCUAACUCCUCUCACUUUAAAGCUUUUCAACUGGGGAGAGCUACCGAACAGUAUUUUCUUUUGUAUAGCAGGGUUUAUUAUAAUUGUAAGUUUCUUGGUUCUUGGAAAAAUAAGUCAAUGGAUAGAAGAUAGACAAAUGUUGCUUGGCGGCUUUAUUGUUAUGGUGGUGAUGGAUUCAUUAUUUCUUAUUUAUAUCAUUUUUGCUGACAAUGCAGAAAAAGGAUCAACAUGGGUGUUGGCAUUGUUUUGCGUAUAUUGUGUUAUUGUGAUUGCUGCACUACCAUUUGUGUGGGUCCCACAAGCUGCAUUGUAUUCUAAAGUAACAAGUGACAAAACUCAAGCAUUAAACCAAGGCAUCCGACUCUUAGUGAUGGGACUAGGGCAAAUUCUUGGCCCACUAUGGGCAGCUGCUUGGUUUCAAAACCUUCCUGUGUUAGCAGCAGUGAACGCUGCUCUUGUCGCUUUGAUAUUAAUUAUGAUCAUUGCGUCAUACAAAAUGUUGAAAGUACCAGAGUUAAAUGAUUUGGUUGAAGAUUCAAUUGAACCAAAUGAAAGAACAUCAUUAUUACGCAAUACUUCCAUCAAUGCCCAUGCUUGAUGUAGACUAACUGAUUCAUUAUUUAACUACUCAUUUUAUGAUACAAGUCAAUCAAUUAUUGCACUGUGCUAAAUUUACAAAAUUGUUCUAAUAUGUUAUUUUGGCAGUGUAUGCAAUAAGUGUGAUGUUUAACUACCUUGCUAAUCACUUUUUAUUAUUAUUAUACAUACAUUUAUCUGUACCACUGAUGUUUUAAUGUGUUCAGUUGUUUACUUAAAAUUUUAAUAUUAAAAUCUGCAGUAUAAUAAUUUCGUAGAUAUGCAACCUCAUUGCUUUAUAUAGUGUCCGGAUCUCUCCCACUUUAUUGUUAAAUCUAGGCUUGUUUUAUCUUUGUUUUAAUAUUGCAUAGGUACUUUGUUUUUGUGCAAUAAUUUUACAGUUCACACAUUUUAUAUCUUACACUAUUAAAGUUUUAAAAUAGAUUCCCAGCACCGCAUUAAUUUUAAAAUACAUUUUGUUAAAAACUGG
Ciona intestinalis (vase tunicate) is the source of this 2075-nucleotide messenger RNA. The record is from RefSeq and is a predicted model, not a curated record. Lineage: Eukaryota; Metazoa; Chordata; Ascidiacea; Phlebobranchia; Cionidae.